CCAACGAGAUUAAGUAUAGCAGCGAGAACAGAAUAAACAGUAUUCAGUGUGUUGAUCAAAGAAAAUCGGAGCGUUUCAGUGUACCAAAAACGUGCUGCGAAUUGGAAUACCAAAGCAAAGAGAUAGAAAAGCGAAGGAGGGGGAGCAGGGGACCGCAAAAGGCAGCGAAGCGAGCGCGGCUUUGGCGAACGAGUGAGCAAAACAAACGAGCCGAGGGAAAAGAGAAAAACAACGAUCCGAGUGAAAGUCGACGCAAAGACCGAAAAGGAGAGGGAGCAGCGAAUUGGUUAUUUCUGACGCGUUAACACGGCUCGAACCACAACCACUGGCAGUCGAAGCCCGGCGCCGAGCAUUGGACUCCACGGCAGCCAGUCAGUCAGUUGGCCAAGAUCGCGCGAGAGGCUCAGACACGCAGCCAGUGGGCCAGUAGCCAGGUAUCUAUAGCCCCUGAUCGGUCGCACUAACUGAUCGAGUAAACACAGCGCUACCGCCCGGGAAAUGUGCGAGACGACCACCUGACACCCCAGAAGUUGCCAGCCCUCAAGCAGUAUCCCCCACAAGGUCCACUCCACAUUGAACUGCAGUCGAGCCCGGAGAGACCGCCAGUGCGCCGGAGAACCGCCGCCGGACCGACCGCUUAGCCAGCUAUGUCGCAGGCUGCCACGCCGCCAGGAGCAGUGCCAGGCCCAGGAUUCCCACCUGGCUUCGAUCCCGCCGCCGAGUCGGCCGAGAAGACCCUGUGCUUCCGAGGCUUCUGGGCCUGGGCCGUGCUGCUCCUCCUGAUCGCCCUCGGCGUGUCGCUCUUCAUGUGGCUGCUGCGCAAGUGCAUCCAGGGCCCGGCCUACCGCAAGGCCAACCGGAUCGACGGCAAGGUGGUCAUCGUCACCGGCUGCAACACGGGCAUUGGCAAGGAGACCGCGCUGGAGCUGGCCAAGCGGGGCGCCCGGGUCUACAUGGCCUGCCGGGACCCCGGGCGCUGCGAGGCCGCCCGCCUGGAGAUCAUGGACCGCAGCCGCAACCAGCAGCUCUUCAACCGCACCCUGGACCUGGGCUCGCUGCAGUCGGUGCGGAGCUUCGUGGAGCGCUUCAAGGCCGAGGAGACGCGGCUGGAUCUCCUGAUCAACAAUGCCGGCGUCAUGGCCUGCCCCCGCACCCUGACCGCGGAUGGCUACGAGCAGCAGUUCGGGGUGAACCACCUGGGCCACUUCCUGCUGACCAAUCUGCUGCUGGACCGCCUGCGGCACAGCGCGCCCAGUCGCAUUGUGGUGGUCAGCUCGGCGGCCCACCUCUUCGGACGCAUCAACCGGGAGGACCUGAUGAGCGAGAAGAACUACGGCAAGUUCUUCGGGGCCUACAGCCAGUCCAAGCUGGCCAACGUCCUGUUCACCCGCAAGCUGAGCGCGCUUCUCAAGGACUCGGGGGUCACGGUCAACUGCUGUCACCCGGGCGUGGUGCGCACGGAGCUCAACCGCCACUUCGCCGGGCCCGGCUGGAUGAAGCGCGUCCUGCAGACGGGCUCCCUGUACUUCUUCAAGACCCCCCGGGCGGGGGCCCAGACCACCCUGCGCCUGGCACUCGACCCCCAGCUGGAGCGCUCGACGGGCGGCUACUACUCGGACUGCAUGCGCUGGCCCCUGGUGCCCUGGGCCCGCAGCACGGAGACCGCCGACUGGCUGUGGCGGGAGAGCGAGAGGCUGGUGGGCCUGCCGCCCCUGGAGCCGCCGCCCAGCCAGAGCCAGAGCCAGAGCCAGAGCCCAGCCCACAAUGGCAAUGGCACCCAGAAUGGCACUGGCAAUGGGAGCAGUGCCAGUGCCGGAAGCCGGGAAAUGCAGUCCGUGGAGACGGUCGUGGUCGACCGGUCAUAGUCGUGGGCAGCGUCCUUGGGAGGGGGGUCGGCCCAGUGCAGACCUUGCGCCUCGCUACUCCCCGCAACGUUGCGUGUUCGAGUGCUCCUGGGAGACCCGUGGCUCCAAUUGGCAAG
This is a messenger RNA of Drosophila biarmipes, 1981 nucleotides long. RefSeq names its product retinol dehydrogenase 12. The transcript is spliced from 4 exons. Bases 648 to 1865 code for a protein of 405 amino acids. NCBI's taxonomy places the organism in Eukaryota, Metazoa, Arthropoda, Insecta, Diptera, Drosophilidae. The record is from RefSeq and is a predicted model, not a curated record.